AUUAUUUUUACGCAAUCCCUAUUUUUGCUCUUACUUACUAGGGAGCUGAGAAUGCAAGCUACUUUCUUCACAGCACAAUAUGUAGAGGAUCAACGUUCACCCGAUAGGUCGGCACUAGCCACCGAAUACGCCAGCCACACUUCAAGUUCGCUAGGUUACCACCAUGGCCAGUCGACCGCGGCCAAGUAAACAUUGAAAAGCACAUCUAUUCUGCCAAACACCUGAGAUAUCACUACAAACCCUCAAAAUCCCCUUGCUUUGUCAUAAAUAGGGUGUCGCGACGACUUCAAAGAUCACGAUCUGCUACCUCAAUUCCGUGUGAUACCCAAGCGCAUUGGUGCAUUCACCACGCGCGGGCCUGUCGCGACCUCAAGAUCCACCCAGCCACCUCAAUCCUCAACAAUACUCGUCGCAUAGCUCCUCAAUUCACGACCACCUAAGCUUUAUAAUUGCCCUUCAAUACGCGCAAACCCUCCCAUCAUGCCUCCAAAAUCUACACCCACGGGGAAAGGCAAGAAGGGAGUUGCUGUCGCAAAGUCCAAGGAGAAGUCACCAAAAUCACCAGCUAGCGCGAAUAAGGUCGUGAAGAAACCUGUCAAGCGUCGAAGCAGUGGAAUUAGCCAAGUUGAACGUGAGUCUCGCGCAUCAUUCUCCAGCUGUUUUCUGAGGGAUUGAAUACUAAUUACUUUUCAAUUGUAGCUGGAGAUCCAGUCCCAGGACGAAAGAGACGCAGGUACAGACCUGGAACACUCGCGCUAAAGGAAAUCCGAAGAUAUCAAAACUCGACCGAUCUCCUGAUGAGAAAGCUACCAUUUUCGCGUCUGGUAUGUUGCGCGUCAUUUUGGGGUUUGGUACAAUGACUGACAAGUUGGAUAGGUUCGAGAAAUCGCAGCAUAUACACGACCACCUGGAGAGGAGAUGCGCUGGCAAUCACAAGCUAUCAUGGCUCUACAAGAAGCAUCGGAGGCAUUCCUGGUACAUUUGUUUGAGGACACCAACUUGUGCGCUAUCCACGCGAAGCGAGUUACAAUUAUGCAGAAGGAUAUACAACUCGCUAGGAGAAUUCGCGGAGCUUGGGGUGGAUUGGGCUGA
Hymenoscyphus albidus is the source of this 1092-nucleotide messenger RNA. NCBI's taxonomy places the organism in Eukaryota, Fungi, Ascomycota, Leotiomycetes, Helotiales, Helotiaceae. The record is from the annotation of a GenBank genome assembly.